Messenger RNA from Rodentolepis nana, 1446 nucleotides. The record is from the annotation of a GenBank genome assembly. Lineage: Eukaryota; Metazoa; Platyhelminthes; Cestoda; Cyclophyllidea; Hymenolepididae.
AUGAGGUCGUAUUAUCUCCUUACAUUACUGUGUUGUGUUGCAUUUGCGAGCUGUACUCCUACUCAAAGUCUCUACAGACAGUCGCGUGGAAUAGAGACAGAAUCAGAUCCGGAACCGUGGAUGAUGGAUCAACCUCCAACUGAUGACAUCAUUCAAGACGCCAGGCAAAGACAGAGGCAGGAGGAAGAGGAGCAGAGGGAAGCUAUUCGAUUAGCUGAACAACAGGAAUUCGAGAGGCAAAUCAACAUUGAGAAGUUUAAGCGGACUAUCCUUCAACGCUUGCAUAUGUCCGAGCCUCCUCCAUUCGCUUUUCAUGGUGGUUUUGCCAAUCGGACUAACUCGGAAGGUGUCAUGGAAUCUCUCCCUAUGGCCUUAAGAAAUCGAAUUAUAUCCCAACUACGAUCGGAGGAAGUCAUUGCUGAACCCCCUCCAGAUAGAACCGAUGAACGAGAAACUCUCAUUCUACUCAAACACUUACAUUGGAAAUUACCCAAGGUCUCUUCGGCUACGUUUGGAAUCAGCAUGGCCGAUGAUAUCGGUCCCGCGAGAAUUCAAUCGGCUCUUCUUCAAUUUGAAACAAGAAAUCCAUUGCUAAAAGGACAAAGGCUUGAAGUAUGGGAAGUCUUCCUCACACAGGAGGAUGAAGAUGAAUUAAUAAGUGCUGCUGUUGGUCCCGAUCUUCUGAAACAGUACAGCAACUUAUCUUGGAUGUUUGAUCAAACUCCCACCGGUUAUACUAGUCUUCCGGCACCCGCGGUAAUUCGGGGUUCCUAUGACUCUUUUGCGCAUCACCAGAGAAGCGGUUCUUUGCGUAUUCGAGAAGGGCGAUUAGCUGAAACCUACGUUUCGCAUGGUAAAGGCGCAGUCCAAGUUACUUUCGACAUUAGCGGGGCUUUCUCCCAAUGGCUGUCUCACAGACAUCGCAUGCCGAUGCUGCGGAAGCUAAUUCGAUCUAUAAUUGUCAUAUGCCCAAAGUGUGACAGUCGAAUAGAUCCCGUGGAAGUUGAUAAGGGAAUUCUCGAAAUUCGGCAUCGUAAUGUUGUCAAACGAACCCGAAGGAAGGUGGAUGCGAAAAAUGAAUUGACCGUCGAGAAUCCUUGCAGCACGAACGGUAUUAAAUUCAGCUGCUGCACUCAACCAUUCACUUUGGACUUUGCCGAUGUGGAAUGGAAUACGUGGAUCAUUCAUCCCAAGUCCGUGAUUCCCAAUUACUGUCAUGGCUCAUGUCAAUCGAAUAGUUUGAAGAAGACAUCGCAUUCAGAGAUGAUGCAAAUCUAUCGGAACUUGAAAUACGAUCGUCUAUCGGAGGUACAGCGGGGCGCUAUGCUCUCCUGUUGUCAUCCCAUCAAGAUGGCGAGUCUUAGCGUGUUAUACUUGGAUUUAAAAAAUGAGCUUAAAAUGGACACACUUCAUAAUAUCAUUGUUCAAGAAUGCGGUUGCAGUUGA